Molecule: messenger RNA, 432 nt
Organism: Penicillium diatomitis
Lineage: Eukaryota; Fungi; Ascomycota; Eurotiomycetes; Eurotiales; Aspergillaceae
Exons: 3
Coding region: 1-432 (143 amino acids)
Source: RefSeq, a predicted model, not a curated record
AUGGGCCGACUCAUCAAAAACCACUGGGCGCGGUUAAUCAUCCUCACCGCGGCGACUUAUCAGGUCGUCAGCGCCGUCGAAGGCUUCAUCUGGCCCAAGGUCUUCUGGGAUUUCAUCUCCAAAAAUCUCGACGCCGCCGUGGCUCCUGUCCCCGUCCUGCAAACGCUCAAUCUGCUCAUGGGGCUGGUGGGAAUUGCCUGGGAAUGGCCCCUACGACUGCUGGCCGGCUCGCUGCUUCAUCGCAGCAUCGAGAUUCGCUUGAUGGUGUAUCCGCUCAGUGCGCUUUUGGCCGUGCUGCUGUAUCAGGGGACGGAUCCGGCCCUCUAUUAUUUGAUCGGCAUUGGGGUGUAUUUCUGGGCUUAUAGUGAGGGAGAGAUUGUCUGUCCGGAGCCGUGGACGUUACCGAAACGAUCCAGGGUGCUCAAAGCGUAG